Enhydra lutris kenyoni (northern sea otter) is the source of this 703-nucleotide messenger RNA. It is a transcript of the gene PIERCE1, whose product is annotated as chromosome unknown C9orf116 homolog. Gene Ontology annotation, cellular component: axonemal microtubule. Gene Ontology annotation, biological process: axoneme assembly. NCBI's taxonomy places the organism in Eukaryota, Metazoa, Chordata, Mammalia, Carnivora, Mustelidae. The coding region runs from base 1 to 474 and encodes 157 amino acids. The record is from RefSeq and is a predicted model, not a curated record. The transcript is spliced from 3 exons.
AUGGCCCAGGCGGGCCCUCGAGCGUGCGCGGCGGCAGCGGAGCCCCCGGCCCCAGUACCCCCGGCCCCCCCGGCCCCCCCGGCCUCCCCGGCCCCCGCCCCCCCCGCGCUCCCGCAGAGGACCAGCGACUGCUACCGCGUGGACGACGACCUGCCGGCCAGGUUCAACAACCCGGCGUGGUUUCGGGGCUACGGGACCCAGAAGGCCAUCUCAGUGUACAGGACCAGUAACGGUGCCUACGGGAGCAGAGCCCCCACUGUGCACGAGAUGCCGAAAGUAUUUUAUCCAAAUUCGAAUAAAUUUUCCAGACAACUUGCAGCUGGUGGGAUGUUCCGGAACAAUACCUUCAACGUCUCCAUGGAGAAGAGCAUUGUGACGGGUCCCGACAACUACAUCACCCCCUACGACCGGUUCAACUUCCACCCCAGUUACAACGUCAGCAAGCCGUCCAUCUGUGACUGGCCGGCCUCCUGACCCCGGCGGGGCGUCUGAAGUGUCACCCUGCUCUCUCAUCAUCUGCCCAGUUGUAGGACAGACUUCACUGCUUUCACUGAAAACGUUUUUUCUCUUAAGAUUAGAAAAACACGCAGACAGGGCUGUCAGGCCCCCUUAGUUCUGUUUUAUGUCUAAGUUGGAAAAGAUGCUAAUGACUUGACUUUUCAUUAAAAAUGUUGCCACAUCCUGAAUUCCUGACUCACCGGGA